Messenger RNA from Scleropages formosus (Asian bonytongue), 2550 nucleotides. RefSeq lists its product as uncharacterized. NCBI's taxonomy places the organism in Eukaryota, Metazoa, Chordata, Actinopteri, Osteoglossiformes, Osteoglossidae. The record is from RefSeq and is a predicted model, not a curated record. Gene Ontology annotation, molecular function: hydrolase activity; nucleic acid binding; metal ion binding. The transcript has 2 exons. The coding region runs from base 47 to 1834 and encodes 595 amino acids.
ACAUAGAAAAUGCACUCAGCUCCUUCAGCCUGUGAAUGCGAACACCAUGUCUCUCUCGAUGUGUUUGCUUUUUGCCGUGUUAGCCUCAGCCCCACUGGGUUUGUUUGCUGAAGUUGUGACAAACUUCUCACCUCUUUGUAAUGAUUAUUUUUACGAGGGUAAAGAGCCUGCAGGCAUAGAUGCAGAUGCUGUUAAAAUCUGCCAGAGAUACAAUGGAAAAUAUUAUUAUGCAUCUUUGUAUUCUAAAUGGUACAAAAUUCCAUUGUACAGUGCCUACAGAUUUAACCCUGGUGACAAAAGUAAUCUGAAAAAGACCAAAAACAUCUGGUUUAUUGAACCCCAGAUUUCUAACACAGGGUCUAGCCCCGAUAUGAGCCUGCCUGGAUCUUCUACCCAAAAAGCCAAUAACCAGCAAGCGCUCAACACAGACUACGAAUUCUCUGGUUUUGAUCGUGGACAAUUAAACCCCACCAGCUUCCAGCGUGAAGAAGCGCGUUAUGCCACCUUCACUUUGACCAAUGCUGUUCCCUUGUAUCCUUGCUUUCAUCGCUUCCACUGGAACAAGUGGGAAAAAGAAACUAAAAUGCUUCUUUAUUCGGUUUCUGAUGAGGGGUUAGCUUAUAUUGUUACCGGAGUUGUUCCUACAGAAUACAGGAUACCUUGGAAAAGUGAGUUUGAUGAAGCCACAGACAGAGAGUACCACAGAGUUAGCAUUCCAUCUCACAUCUGGACAGCUGUCUGUUACAAGCACAGUAGCAACAAUAGUAAAUCCUUUUCAUUUGGCUAUAUUGGAAAAAAUGAAGAGCACAGCACCAUUAAGGCAAUGAGUAUAAGCAGUCUCAAAGAAAAGCUGAUUGAGCUGUACGGAAAUAGCCCCUCCCUGACAAUAUUUGAAGGUGACUGCGACAGCUCUUCACCUCUAUCUCAGAAAACUCUUGAAACAUACACAAGAGGUGAAAUGAAUCGAAUAGAUCGAUUCUACCUGCCUCGGAAUUUAAAGAUGAUCUACGAAGCCGCCUCAGGCUCGCUUGGUGUCUCGCAUGACGAGACUCAGACACCUCAAGGAAACUAUCCGUACAUCAGCAAACUUGAAAUAAUUGACCAACCCCGGAGCAUUAUCACAUGGUUCACCAAGGUUGAGGAGCUGAAGAAAGAGACAAAAACUGUCUGUGUGCUGAAAUCGGGUUUUUCUUAUCUAGUAUCAAAGGAUCAAGUCAAUGCUUUAGAAAACCCAAAGGAACUCACUUGCAUAAUGCUUCCAGAAAAAUCUGUCGAAGGGUCAGUAAUAACUGCAGAUGGCACUCCUUGUGUGAAAGGGGAAACAUGCUCCAGUCAUAAAUGCCACACCGAGGAUGGGGAAAAAGAGUGUUGUUCCACCCCAUGCUUAUAUGACUAUGAGAAAUAUGCCUACAAGUGUAAGUCUGGAACACAAGAGAUCAGAUGCUCUCCGCAGUACUCAGCCAUCACAUCUAAAGGAGAAAAGUGCCGAGAUGAUCACUUCUGCGCCACCUACGGGAAAACAUACUAUUGGUGUUAUACAGAGAGCUCCUGGGAUUAUUGCAGCCCACCUCACAUAUUGAGUAAACACCAAAGUAGAGAGCAAUGUCGUAGUAACCAUCACUGUGGAAUGCAUGGCUACAGCUACUAUUGGUGUUACACUGAUGACAACAACAACUGGAAGUACUGCUGCCUAAUUGAUGACCACUACUCUGCUUACAGUGGGAAGACUUGCCUUCCAACCCAUCCAUGUAAUUACUAUAAAAAGAAGUACCUGUGGUGUUACACAACGGAUGGAACAUGGGAUUACUGCUGCAAUCAGUACCCCGGUGCAUAAUAUCCCAACUCUACCACUCGCAAUAGACUGAAGCUUUCAUAUAUAAAAAAAUAUUUACAAUAAUGGAUUAUAAUAAUAUACCUUGUAUUAAGUCUACAACCUGCAUGCUAAAUUAACUUACUGAAAUUACUGAAUUGAAUGAAAUUAUCCACAAACUUUUUAAAUACUACAGAAAGAACAGGGUGUUUUUUUCAUGGGCAAAAAUAAUUCAGGAAUCACAUAAAUAUGCACAGCUGUAUGAAUAUUGACCUUUCUACUAGCCUAGUAACUAGGUGCCUCUUAAAAUGACUGUUUAGUGUAUGAAAGUGAUCCUUGGCGAAGAUUUCUUUUCACCACUGAAACCAUAAAUCGAUCCAGCAGUCCUUUCAACAUGCUAGGCUUGCACGAAAAGUACUUUCUUAAAGAUAGUUAUCUGUUAUUCGUGUAUUAAAUUUUCACUAUGGGCGAUAAGUAAAUAAAAGUGUAUCCUGCUAAGUCAUUCUCGGUACAACAGGGAAUUCCUUUAAACUGUAGGUCUUCCAGUGGUUUUCAGUUGUCUGAGUUGCCUUUUACUGGCCUCUAGUGGUCUGUCCAUGUUACUACAGAUCCUUGUAGCUCUACAAACACCUUUUUACACAGAAUAAGUAUCACAGCAGCUGUCUGUGUAAUUCUGCUUUCUGUUCUGUAUUUGUAUAUUGCAUAUAUGAGUUUAAUAAAAUAUAUAUUAUAUAUAUCAA